This is a messenger RNA of Danaus chrysippus (African queen), 366 nucleotides long. NCBI's taxonomy places the organism in Eukaryota, Metazoa, Arthropoda, Insecta, Lepidoptera, Nymphalidae. The record is from the annotation of a GenBank genome assembly.
AUGGGCCGGACGGAGAGGGUGAUUUCUGUUAGUGUGAGUGUGGUGUCGGGCGAGCCGCAGCGCACGCCUCCUGAUAUCGAUCGUGCGCGUUCUAGUGCGCGCGUUCGUUCGUUCGCUCGCGGCCCUCCAGGGCGUCCACACUCUCUCUCUAGUCAUGCGCGAGUCAUCUCCGCUAUCGCAUCGACCGACUUUGGAAUAGAGUUAAACGCGCGAGUGUCGCGGUCGCGCUCGGCGGCCUCGACUGAUCUCCGUAGACGCCCCUCCGCCGCCGCCGCCGCGUCUGCCCGUUCCUCCAUGUGUGUCCGGAACGCAUUAAAAAAAUCGAUCAGGGACAGUCGUCGCCGGCUUGGGAUGACUUUCAGCUAA